CACAGUGACAGUGCUGCCAACAAUGGAAAGCAUUCAGAGGCUCACUCACCGCUUCUUUCCCUUAACCUACACGGGCAAGUGCUUGAACACCAUUUCAAGAACCCCACUCCUGAUCCGACCCGUGAGUGGGCCUCAACAACCCGUAUUUAUAGCGCCCAGAAGAGGUCACAGGUCCGGUUUAGCUGCCCGGGCGGGUUGGUUUCUGGGCAAGGGUGAGAGAAAGAAUGCGUUGCCGGACAUUGUGAAAGCCGGCGACCCAGUUCUUCAUGAACCAGCUCAGGAGGUGGGACCCGAAGAAAUCGGGUCGGAGCGGAUCCAGAAGAUCAUAGAUGAUAUGGUGAAGGUCAUGAGGAAGGCACCUGGGGUUGGCCUUGCUGCCCCUCAAAUUGGAAUUCCCUUGAGGAUCAUUGUUUUGGAAGAUACGAGAGAGUACAUCAGCUAUGCAUCAAAGCAAGAGACUACAGCACAAGAACGGCGCCCUUUUGAUCUUUUGGUUAUGAUCAAUCCGAAGCUGAAAAAGAAGGGCAACAAAACCGCGUUCUUUUUUGAAGGGUGUUUGAGUGUUGAUGGGUUCAGAGCAGUUGUUGAACGACACUUAGAGGUCGAGGUUACAGGUUUCGACAGAAAUGGCCAAGAAAUCAAAGUUGAUGCUUCAGGUUGGCAAGCUCGAAUUUUUCAGCAUGAAUGUGAUCAUCUAGAUGGAACACUCUAUGUUGACAAGAUGGUCCCAAGGACGUUCCGCACUGUAGACAAUUUGGAUUUACCUCUGGCUCUUGGUUGUCCCAAACUGGGUGUUAGACAGAGUUAGCACAUUCGCGUAGAGAACUCAUCUAGAGUGAGUUGGAAAUUAUUUUUUGUAGAAUGAUAUUUGAUGAGAAUUGAUAGAAAGCAUUGAGGUUUAGUUAUGAUGUUUUUGGCUCAUUCUUGAGAUUUUGUGAAGUCUAAACCUUAUGAUGCUAUGUAAACCACAGAUAUAAACGUAUCCGCUGUUCCCCUGACGAUAUUCAUCUACUUCACAA
Molecule: messenger RNA, 1019 nt
Organism: Sesamum indicum (sesame)
Lineage: Eukaryota; Viridiplantae; Streptophyta; Magnoliopsida; Lamiales; Pedaliaceae
Gene: PDF1A
Product: peptide deformylase 1A
Biological process (GO): peptidyl-methionine modification; N-terminal protein amino acid modification
Cellular component (GO): mitochondrion; chloroplast
Molecular function (GO): peptide deformylase activity
Source: RefSeq, a predicted model, not a curated record